CCCUUCUCUAUGUCCAACCAUCUACAAAUUCUCGCAGCAAUCGCCCAACUCCCCAAUUGAGCAAAGCACGGAAGAAGAGAGGAGAGUGUUGAGUUUGAUUCGAAAUCACUUUAGCAUAGAAAUGGACAAGGAAAUCAAAUAUGAAGAUUGUCGUGGUUGGGCGGCAAGAGAUCCUUCUGGGAAACUCUCACCAUAUGAUUUCAUCCGAAGAGCUCCCUGUUCUGAUGAUGUAUCCCUAAAGAUAACACACUGUGGAGUCUGUUAUGCCGACAUUGUUUGGGCAAGAAACAAAUUUGGAGAUGCUAAGUAUCCAUUGGUGCCAGGGCAUGAGAUUGUUGGAGUUGUAAAGGAGAUUGGUUCAGAUGUGAAUAACUUCAAAGUUGGUGAUCUGGUGGCUGUUGGGACAUUUGUUGAGUCUUGUAGGGAUUGUGAGUACUGUAUUGAACGGAAUGAAAUACUUUGCUCAGAACACCCAAUUUACACUUUCAAUGGCCUUGAUAAGUAUGGGAUGAUCACAAAGGGGGGAUAUUCUGGCCACAUUGUAGUCAGUGAGAGAUUCUGCUACAAGAUUCCUGAGGGCUAUCCACCAGCCAAGGCAGCACCUUUACUCUGUGCAGGCAUCACAGUUUACACUCCGAUGAUUCGCCAUAAGAUGAACCAACCUGGAAAAUCUCUUGGUGUCAUCGGAUUAGGUGGCCUCGGCCAUUUGGCCGUGAAAUUUGGAAAAGCCUUUGGUUUGCACGUAACAGUCUUCAGUACUAGUGCUUCCAAGAAGAAGGAAGCUUUAGAGCUACUAAGAGCAGAUAAAUUUGUGCUCUCAUCAGAUGAGCAAGAGAUGAAGUCCCUUGUAAACACUCUGGACUUUAUCAUUGAUGUUGCCUCUGGAGACCACCCUUUUGAUCCCUACUUGGCACUCCUGAAGGCUUGUGGUGUAUUGGUUCUUGUUGGUGCGCCUAGUGAAGUUUGUUUACGACCUACUUCUUUACUUAUGGGUGCAAAAAGCAUCUCAGGCACCUUAACAGGUGGUACUAAACACACACAAGAAAUGCUGGAAUUCUGUGCGGCCAGGAAGAUAUAUCCAGAGAUCGAAGUCAUUGAUAUUCAGUACAUAAAUGAGGCUCAUGAGCGGCUUAUCAACAGAGACGUCAAGUAUCGCUUCGUGAUCGAUAUUGAGAAUUCUCUCAAGUGAGCCAUUUAGCAGUAGCUGAAUUUUGCUCCAUUGUUUUAAUUUAAUCAGGGCUUAUUUAGACUUGUAAAAAUUAUUGAACAAGGAUCAAUGUGCUUUGAUCAUUUGGGCUAUAUUUAUUAGUGGGUGAGGGCCAAUGUAUUUUGAUUAUAUGAAAUAUAGUAUCAGGUUUGCCUAUGA
Messenger RNA from Dioscorea cayenensis subsp. rotundata (Guinea yam), 1366 nucleotides. Its product is annotated as probable cinnamyl alcohol dehydrogenase 1. The record is from RefSeq and is a predicted model, not a curated record. Gene Ontology annotation, molecular function: oxidoreductase activity, acting on the CH-OH group of donors, NAD or NADP as acceptor; zinc ion binding. NCBI's taxonomy places the organism in Eukaryota, Viridiplantae, Streptophyta, Magnoliopsida, Dioscoreales, Dioscoreaceae. The transcript has 7 exons. Bases 122 to 1189 code for a protein of 355 amino acids.